Messenger RNA from Adineta ricciae, 963 nucleotides. NCBI's taxonomy places the organism in Eukaryota, Metazoa, Rotifera, Eurotatoria, Adinetida, Adinetidae. The record is from the annotation of a GenBank genome assembly.
AUGUCUCUGAAUACUCGUAAUAAACGAAAAAGAGAACUUCGAGAAGAACGUGUUUUGCAAGAUGGAUUUAUAUUUCAAUUACCUGAUGAAACAUUGUUGAAAAUAUUUAAAUAUUUCACCACUGCUGAACUGAUUACUGCGGCAGGAAUUUGCCACUGGUUUCGAACUAUCGCAUACGAUUCAGAGUUUUGGACAACUAUUGAUUUAACUACUAAAUCGUAUUCCAAUCGAGAGGUGAUGAAAUUUCUGCAUCGUUUUCCUCGCCAAUGUACAGAAGUUCUGAAACUGUCCGGAGGUUCAACUCAUAUUAAUACUGGCAAGCCGCCACCAUUCACUGAACAACUCAACUCAUUAAUUCACACGUCCUAUCCAAAUCUACGCUAUCUACAUUUAUCGCGUUAUGAUUUUCAUACCAAUCCAAGAGUCAUCGAUAACAUAACUGACUUACCACCCAAUCUGCAAGGUCUUUAUCUAACUAAAUGUGAGAUGCUGGCGACAGAUAUGAGUGGAUCAUCAGCAUUCCUUCAAUCAUCAAACAAACCGGCAAGCCUGGCGUUUCGACAGUUAGAAAUUCUAUCUUUCGAAAACUCUGCUUGUCUUGGUGCAAAAUCGAUUAGUUAUCUACCUGGCCUUUGUCCGAAAUUAGUUGAACUUAAUCUUAAUGGUUGUUUUCGUAUCAUAGCGACACCGAUGUUAAUUGAUACACUUCUUUUCUACAGUAAGACACUUCGUCGACUUUAUCUCGGUGGGACUCGGAUCAAUGAUGACACAAUCCAUUCUCUCUGUCGUAAACUAAAACGACUGAAUAUCCUAGAUAUUAAGAAUUGUCGACACGUUACUAUAAAUAUCGUUGAUAAUCUAUUGACUUUGAAACAGUUGACAACAUUAAUCGCAGAUGAAAAUAUUCGAACUCUGUACGAACAGAGAAUGAUCGGAGAAGACGAAGAAGAGAAACAAGAUUGA